UUCAUUGGCCCCGCUGCACUGGGUCUGCAGGGCACUGCUUCCGCUCAGUUGCUGAAGCUCCUGCCUCGUGGGCUGCCGGGGGUAGGUGUCCUGGGGGCUUUGUCUGACUGGGCUGGCCUAGGACUGAAUGGGGGUUCCGGUAGUGCUGUUAGGGAUGCUGAGCUUCCUGGGAGUGGCUAUGGGAGGCCCAUCUGCCCUCCGCUGGGACAGCACCUCCUGCCACUUGGCCAGGCCCAUCCCCGGCAGCCCCUUGGGGACCCUGAGCUUUCUGAGCAAGGGUGCCCAAGGACUGGCCCUGUUCCACACCCGCUGGGACUGGCACGGGAGGCUGCAAGCAUGUAGCUGGCAAGACGAGCCAGAGCUCACCGCAGCCUUCAGUGCCCUCUGUGCUGGUGAGAUCACCCGGGGCUCCUUCAUCCACACCCCCGGCCCCGAGCUGCAGAGAGCCCUGGCCACCCUUUGGAGUCAGUGGAGGGCCUGCCGAGGGCCUGAAGGGGCUAGGGAGAAGGGAGCGGCAGAGACCAGGGAAGAGCAAGCAGGUGGAGCUCCUGGGAGCGUAAGACCUCAGCGGGUGAAGAGAGGCUGGACCAUGCCUGGCACGCUGUGGUGUGGAGUAGGGGAUUCUGCUGGAAACUCCUCAGAGCUGGGGGUCUUCCAUGGUCCUGAUCUCUGCUGCCGGGAGCAUGACCGCUGCCCACAGAACAUCUCGCCUUUCCAGUAUAGCUACGGCAUCCGAAACUACCGAUUCCACACCAUCUCCCAUUGUGACUGUGAUGCCAGGUUCCAGCAAUGCCUGCAGAACCAGCGGGACUCCAUCUCGGACAUCGUGGGCGUGGCCUUCUUCAAUGUGCUGGAGAUCCCCUGCUUUGUGCUUGAGGAGCAGGAGGCGUGUGUGGCGUGGUACUGGUGGGGAGGGUGUAGAACAUAUGGCUCCAUACCCCUUGCCCGCCUCCAGUCCAGGACCAUCUACAAUGCCUCCUGGAGCUCCCCCACCACUCCCGUGACUCCCAGACUCCAAAGCCCAGCCCUCAGCAAGCCUCGACAAAAGCAGCAUCCUCAGAAGCGGCCGCCACAGUGGAAAGGGUCUAAGCACACCCACAAAACCAACACCACAGCCCUCUGGGUCCCCAUGGCCUCUACCAAACCUGAUAUGUCCCCAACAGCCUGGCUGGAGGUCACCCAGCCAGGCCUCCAGUGGCCACAGAAUGGCCUAAAACCCUGGGAUGCCCGCCGGGCCUGCCGCAGCUUCCGCCACCUGGAUCAAUGCGAGCACCAGAUUGGGCCUCAGGAGACCAAGUUCCAGCUGCUCAAUAGCGCCCAUGAGCCCCUCUUCCACUGCAAUUGCACACGUCGUCUGGCACGCUUCCUGAGGCUCCACAGCCAACCCGAGGGCACCAACGUGCUUUGGGAGCUGCUAGGCAUGACCUGCUUCGAGCUUGCCCCUCCACUGGACUGUGCUGAGGGCAAAGGCUGUUUCGGAGACCCUAGGGCCAUUAAGGUAUCAGCCCGGCACUUGCGGCGACUUCAAAAGAGGCGACGCCAGCUCUGGGGUGUGGGCACAGGUGAGGGGCAGUUGCAGCCUUCGGAUCACCCAAGAGCCCCCAUGUCAUUCUAUGACCGCUGCCUGCAGCUGACCUUGCAGAGACCCAACAGGAGGGAGAAAUCCUAGAACCGGUGAUCUCAAUUCCAGCUCUCCUGGGCACCAGACGGGGCCCUGCCCCCUAGCUCUGCUGGGCCCCAGGGGUUCUUGGCUUCCUCUCCGUGUGUUAGACUGAAGCAUGGCUCAGGAUCCCGUGGACAGCCAGGAGGCAAGGGAAGGUGAGGCUGAAAUGCUGGACCACGUCUCCUGCUGUGCUGGAUGAUUUUGAGCUGGUGACCCAACCCCUCUGUGCUUGGCUGUGGUGUUCAGUAGGCACAUUCUGAUGCUCUGGGCUUGGACCUUGCCAGAUGGGAAUGAAGAAAGGGUAAUUUAUUACA
This is a messenger RNA of Lutra lutra (Eurasian river otter), 1977 nucleotides long. It is a transcript of the gene PLA2G3, whose product is annotated as phospholipase A2 group III. Gene Ontology annotation, molecular function: A2-type glycerophospholipase activity. Bases 128 to 1669 code for a protein of 513 amino acids. Gene Ontology annotation, biological process: phospholipid metabolic process; arachidonate secretion. The transcript has 7 exons. The record is from RefSeq and is a predicted model, not a curated record. NCBI's taxonomy places the organism in Eukaryota, Metazoa, Chordata, Mammalia, Carnivora, Mustelidae.